Chaetomium fimeti is the source of this 1898-nucleotide messenger RNA. Its product is annotated as kinase-like domain-containing protein. Gene Ontology annotation, biological process: protein phosphorylation; meiotic recombination checkpoint signaling. The coding region runs from base 308 to 1768 and encodes 486 amino acids. The record is from RefSeq and is a predicted model, not a curated record. Gene Ontology annotation, molecular function: ATP binding; protein binding; protein serine/threonine kinase activity. Lineage: Eukaryota; Fungi; Ascomycota; Sordariomycetes; Sordariales; Chaetomiaceae. The transcript is spliced from 8 exons. Gene Ontology annotation, cellular component: nucleus; cytoplasm.
UGAUGUGGGGCAUCCACCAGAGCUUCAACUUCACGCGAAAAAGAAAACAAAACUUGCCCGUAGCUGCGCUCCUUCCUCGACUGUUGGAUUUAUCCCCAAUCACUGAAUUAAGUGUCCAGAAGGCUAGCUGCCUGAGGUUUUGCUUGAAAAUUUGGUCAGGAAAAUAUUGGAAGUUGUAGGCAACAGACAUGAUGUGGUAGUUUUGCCUCAUCCAGAAUGUCAAUUCUAAGUCUGAUCAACCUCCAUUCAUCACUCAAUGUACCAUCCAACCGCUGCUUUAACCAGAUAAAUUUUGACUGUCAUAUCUAUGUCGUCGUCGCCGAUUGGGAAAGUGGCGUGGGAGGAUAGGAGCAAAGAUCCCCCAAAUGGAGGUUUAUUUCUGAUUUUCCCAAACAAGACGGUCCUCGUUGGCCGGGAUGAGAACAGAAACCACGUCGCAUUCGCAGACCUUGUGGUCUCAAGGUGCCAUUUGGAAAUCUUCUCCGUCGUCGUUGAUGAACAAUAUGGCCACCCGCCCCUUGUCUUUGUGCGUGAUCGCGGAUCCUCGAAUGGGACUGCUGUGAAUGGCCAGCUCAUUGGAAGGGGAGCUGGGCUUUCCCCGUCAAGGUUGCUCGAAGAUGGAGAUACGAUCACUGUUGGAGCGCACCCUCAUCUGAGGCUCGGGUAUACCCUGCUAAUGAACUCGUGUAACUGGAGACAUUCGUACGCCCUCACUCAACUCCAGCGCCGGGAAAUCGAGAUGUUCAAGGACCGAUACGUAGUCACCGAUCGCACCAUUGGUGAUGGUGCUCAUGCCAUUGUCUUUCUGGCCGCAGAUGUGGAAACUGGACAGCAUGUCGUCUGUAAAGUCCACGACAUCAGCAGAUACUCCCGAACAUCCAAGGAAGUAGAGAGGAUUCGCCAAGAGGCAUCGUUAUUGAGCACACUGGACCACCCAAACAUACUUCCUAUCAAGGCUGCAUUUGAGACAGAGCAGACGAUAUAUGUGAUCACGGAACUAGCGACAGGCGGAGAUCUCUACUCGCUGCUUCUGAGAUACAACAAAUUAAACGAGUGGGCGAUCCGAUCUAUUAUGCGGCAAGUUCUCCGAGGGGUCGCCUACAUCCACAGCAAAGGCGUCGCACACCGAGACAUAAAGCUUGAGAACAUCCUGUGCGGUGUGACACCGCAGGUGCCGUAUCGCAUCAUGCUCUCAGACUUUGGGGACUCGGGCAUUGCCGGCCCCGGGAGAUUGAAAUCCAAGGUCGGGACUCGGUUCUAUCGACCACCUGAAUGUGAUGUUCCGAACCAAGGCCACGGUUUAUCAGUCGACAUCUGGGCAGUGGGCAUGCUGUCGCUGCAACUGAUUCUUGGGUAUGAGGAGCUUCCAGGUCUCGACUCUGUGGUUUUCAAGAGCCAAGGGGAAGUCGACACGUACCUGAGCACCAUCUUUGCUGUUCUCGGGCCCCAAGGCUCGAUUUCUGAAGCUGGCCAGAGCUUUAUCUGCGGCUGUCUGGCUUAUGACAGCAAUAGAAGACCAACAGCACGCCAGGCCUUCUACCACAGAUGGUUGCAAAACCCGGAAAGUGAUAGGAAGAUGUUCAAGCGGCUGGAGGCUGACAACGCAAUAUCAUGGAAACCUCAACAAGUCAAGUUCCCGGUGAUUGAGGACCUGACGACCAUGCCGCUCGGGGGCGACGAAGGUGGAGGCAUUGCCAGCAAAAGACAGAUGGCUCUACAAGCCAAGAAAGCAUGUCAGCACAGCGCCGCCAACCGCAUUGGAGCUUAGGCAGUCUCAAACCAAAUCUACCCUCAACUAAAUACGACCCCCAGAAUAGCCACCUAAUUAGAGCUUCGAACUAUCAGUCCUCAUUCCCUCAUCAUCUUGCUCCUUGACCGUCAAAUCCGGCAGUUCAGCC